Xylaria bambusicola is the source of this 714-nucleotide messenger RNA. RefSeq lists its product as uncharacterized. The transcript is spliced from 2 exons. NCBI's taxonomy places the organism in Eukaryota, Fungi, Ascomycota, Sordariomycetes, Xylariales, Xylariaceae. Bases 1 to 714 code for a protein of 237 amino acids. The record is from RefSeq and is a predicted model, not a curated record.
AUGAAUUCAAGGUCCAACGACCUGCCGGGCACACCAGCGCCUGCCGGCGGCGAUACGGACAGCGGCCCGGGUACUAUCCGGGCCCCAAAGAAACCGGUUGACCCCGCAGCCCCGAACGCGCUCCACCUAGCGUUGCUCGAAAACAUUACUAGUAGUCCGUCACUGAUUACUACCACCGACAUCUUCUCGCCUUCACCACCGGCUGGGAAGGAUGGGAAUAACACCGUGAAAAACUACAAUGGAUCGAAACAACUUCGCGAUCAAGUCACUUGUGCCCUCGAGAAAGACCGGAAGCUAUACAAGGCAAAGACUAGACUAUUCCAGGACUAUGCCGAUGUAAUCGACAAGACCUUACAAAAGGCUGGCACAGAACUAUACCCGUACGCAGUGGAAUCCAGCAAUUUCUUUGCUGGCUGCCUGAAUAAAUGGCUUGGGCGUGGCGGCCGCCUACCGGACUCGGCGGCGUGUCGGACAGGCGGAGGGCCCCAGAAACUGGCGUACGCAAAGGCUACUCGCGCCUCUGAAUGCAACCCACCCCGUAUGAAUCAAGCAGAACCUACACCGAAGAAACUUUCUGACACAACUCGCCCAUUAGCUGGGAAGACGAGAAAAGACCUUCGCGUAUUUGUGCGCAUGGACAACAGCCUUCUCGAGCCAUUUGGAGUCAAGAGGUCAGACAAUAGAUCAGGUUUGCUUGCCUUGGUUGACGGUUAA